UCACCAAAACUUCCGCUACCCAGUUACACCUUCACGAUGCCGUUUAACACAGCCUUGACCCGCAAGUUGGGCAUCCGAGUGCCUAUCGUGCAGGGUGGCAUGCAAUGGGUGGGAUACGCCGAGUUGGCCUCGGCCGUAAGCAACGCAGGUGGAUUGGGACUGCUCACUGCCCUCACUCAACCUACACCCGAAGAUCUGCGCAAGGAGAUUCGACGAUGCCGCGAAAUGACCAAGUAUCCCUUCGGUGUCAACCUGACUCUCCUCCCGGCCCUCGUGCCCCCGGACUACCCUGCCUACGCCCAGGUGAUUAUCGAUGAGGGAAUCAAGAUCGUCGAGACUGCCGGAAACAACCCGGGCCCCGUCAUCAAGCAGCUGAAGGCGGCCGGCAUCAUCAUUCUGCACAAGUGCACGACUGUCCGCCACGCCAAGUCUGCCGUGAAGCUGGGCGUUGACUUCUUGUCCAUUGACGGCUUCGAGUGUGCCGGCCACGUCGGCGAGCACGACAUCACCAACUUCAUUCUGCUCAGCCGUGCGCGCCAGGAACUGAAGGUUCCCUUCAUUGCCUCGGGCGGUUUUGCUGAUGGCCAAGGUCUUGCCGCUGCCCUGGCUCUCGGCGCCGAGGGUAUUAACAUGGGCACCCGUUUCAUGUCCACCGUCGAGGCUCCCAUUCACCAGAAGAUUAAGGAGGCUAUUGUUAAUGCACAGGAGACCGACACCGCCCUCGUUCUGCGUCGGUGGAAGAACACCACCCGCCUGUUUGCCAACAAGGUCACUCAGGAUGCGUUGAAGAUCGAGCGCGAGAGCAAGACUGGUGAAUUCAGUGAGGUCGGCCCGUACGUUAGUGGCCAGCGCGGUCGCCAGGUCUUCUUGAACGGUGACCCUGACUUUGGCGUUUGGACUGCUGGCCAAGUCAUUGGAUUGAUCCACGACAUCCCCACCUGCGAUGUUCUCCUGAAACGGAUCGAGAAGGAGGCUGUGGAGGCCAUGAACCGGACCAAGUCCCUGUACAGUGACGCGCCCACCAGCAAGCUGUGA
Molecule: messenger RNA, 1035 nt
Organism: Penicillium cinerascens
Lineage: Eukaryota; Fungi; Ascomycota; Eurotiomycetes; Eurotiales; Aspergillaceae
Product: NAD(P)H-dependent flavin oxidoreductase
Exons: 4
Coding region: 37-1035 (332 amino acids)
Molecular function (GO): nitronate monooxygenase activity
Source: RefSeq, a predicted model, not a curated record